Messenger RNA from Punica granatum (pomegranate), 1457 nucleotides. The record is from RefSeq and is a predicted model, not a curated record. Lineage: Eukaryota; Viridiplantae; Streptophyta; Magnoliopsida; Myrtales; Lythraceae.
AGCUAGCGCCAAUACUAACGGAAAAACGGAACCAUAAUCUUCUCUGUCUCUCCCCUGCCCGGUCACUCUUCCCGCCGCCACCCUCCGCCGCCGCUUCUCUCCGCCGCUAUCCUCAGACGUGUCUGAGUUCAGCUCCGAGCUUCUCACGCUCCCCUUUCCCCACCACCGCGAUUCCGUCUUGCUUGCUUCAUUAGGAGGUGUGCUGUUAUGGCGUCUCGACCAGAGCUACAAGCGCCGCCGGAGAUAUUCUAUGACGAUACCGAGGCCCGCAAGUACACGUCCUCCUCCCGCAUCAUCGACAUUCAGGCUAGGCUUUCCGAGAGGGCGCUGGAGCUUCUUGCUUUGCCUGAUGAUGGAAUCCCGAGAUUGCUCCUCGAUAUUGGUUGUGGGUCUGGGUUGAGUGGGGAGACACUCUCUGAGAAUGGUCAUGUCUGGGUCGGUUUAGAUAUUUCUCAGUCGAUGCUUAGUAAGUUGAUAUUCGAUUUCCUGAUAUCGGUUGUAUAUGUUUUCCUGCUUUCUGGCCUUUAUAUGCUGUUGCAUUGUUCCCCCCCAAUAUUAGACAUCGCAUUGGAGAGGGAGGCAGAGGGUGAUCUUUUACUUGGUGACAUGGGUCAGGGCCUAGGAUUACGUCCUGGAGUUAUAGAUGGAGCCAUCAGCAUCUCUGCUGUUCAGUGGUUAUGCAAUGCUGAUAAGUCCAGUCACGAGCCACGAUUAAGAUUGAAGGCUUUUUUUGGAUCCUUAUAUCGAUGCUUGGCAAGAGGAGCAAGAGCAGUUUUCCAAGUCUAUCCCGAAAGUAUAGCCCAACGGGAGUUGAUUCUCAGUUCUGCAAUGCGUGCUGGGUUUGCUGGUGGUGUCGUGGUUGACUACCCACAUAGUAGCAAGAGCCGGAAAGAGUACCUCGUGCUCACUUGUGGACCCCCAUCUAUAAGCACAGCCGUCCCAAAGGGAAAGGGGGACGAUGGAGAGAGUUCAUCCGAUGAGAGUAGUGGCGAUGAUGAGAAUCGAACGGUUAGUAUCUCAGAUAGGCACCGACCUAGGAAGAAGCAGAAGCUGAAUAAAAGGGGCAAAGGAAGAGAGUGGGUCCUAAAGAAGAAGGAGCAGAUGAGAAGAAAAGGGAAUGUUGUGCCUCCCGACUCAAAAUUCACAGCUCGCAAAAGGAAGGCUCGGUUUUGAUGCAUCAUUGUGUCUCAGCCCAAGCUGGAUUUUGAUAGUCUAUCGAUGUUGAGGUAUUGCCGUGGUCACAGUAAUUGAAUAUCUUCUAAGCAACUUGUCAAUGGGUCUAGUGAAAUAUGUUUCUAGAUACUAGAGUUUCCCGUGCUGUUGUGUAGAUAAGUAGAAUUGUUUCAUUGAGGAUGUUGCAACGGGGUUAUAUCCGGGAAAAUUUUGUUUGAUGUACGAUAUUUAUUGAUACAUUGCCAAGUACCCUAAUCCUUGCAUUUGUUAAAACAGUUUCCCGA